Molecule: messenger RNA, 6365 nt
Organism: Hippocampus comes (tiger tail seahorse)
Lineage: Eukaryota; Metazoa; Chordata; Actinopteri; Syngnathiformes; Syngnathidae
Product: RP1 axonemal microtubule associated
Exons: 3
Coding region: 23-5752 (1909 amino acids)
Biological process (GO): photoreceptor cell development; retina development in camera-type eye; intracellular signal transduction
Cellular component (GO): axoneme
Source: RefSeq, a predicted model, not a curated record
CCUCUCACAGUGAAUCACAGUGAUGAACGAGUCAGGCCCUCGCAAGAUCCUCCCUGACCAGUCGUCGGAGAGUCUGCGCACCAUCGGCACCUCCCGCCAUGCGAGCGUCACCAACCCCAUUCUGUCCAAGCGGGUGUGCUUCUACAAGAGCGGCGAUCCCCAGUUCAGUGGCCUGCGCAUGGUGGUCAACAACCGCUCCUUUAAAACCUUCGACGCCCUCCUGGACAGCCUGUCCAAGAAGGUACCGCUGCCGUUUGGGGUGAGGAAUAUCACCACCCCGCGGGGGGUCCAUGCCAUCAACACGCUGGACGAGCUGGAGGAUGGCAAGUCCUACAUCUGCUCUGACAACCGCAAGGUAAAGCCCAUCAAUCUGGCACUGGCCAGGAGGAAGCUGGCGCCCUGGUACCACGCCAGGCCAGUGAGCUCCCGCCGCCGGAACUUGCAGUGGGCCAGGUCCUUCCCUGGACGGCAGGAACCCAUGCUUGUGCACACGCCAAAGAGACUGGCGGUCUUUCGGAAUGGAGACCCCUCAGUCAAGCACACGGUGGUGUUGCAAAAGAGGAGUGCGACGACCUUUGAGUGGAUUCUGGAAUAUAUUUCAGAGAUGAUGCAGUUCCAUGUGGUGAAGCUACAUACGACUGAUGGCAGACGCGUGGAGGGGCUCGCAAGCUUGAUCUUGUGCUCCGGCGUGGUGGUGGCGGCGGGCAAAGAGCAAUUCAGACCUGCAAACUACAACGCCCAAAAGUCGCCGGGAUCCAUAAGGCCACCCGGCAACCGGAUGAGCGUCAGGAGACUGAAGGCUAUGCACCGCAAAAAGAAGUCGCCGUCAUAUGGGUCCAAGUCAAGAAACUUCUCCACGUCCUCUGAGCGCUACAUCGUGAACAAGAUUCACAAUUCCCUCAUGGAAAGCUCGUGCGACCUUCCCAGCCACCCCGCCAACUCCGUCGGAUACGAGUCUGGACAUGUAGCUGCCGAAACCCAGGGCGGGGAGCUGAACUAUGCGCAGCCUGAUGAGGACGACAUUGAAAAGUCCUUUCGGGUGAACCAAGAUGGUAGUAUGACAGUGGAAAUGAGGGUGCGCUUGACCGUCAAGGAAGAGGAGACCCUACACUGGACGACCACCUUAAUGCGCUCCAGCAUGGCCAAUCAUCUUAACAUGGACUGUUUGCAAGAACCGCAGUUGGAGCAGGACGUCUCUCCCGCCACGCCAGAUCUACAAGACCUUAUCUCCUCCAAUGACACCAUCAACAAGGAUGAAUCCAAAGACGACCACGACGAGAAUCCGCCGUCACUGGGCAACAGGGUUUUAAGUCUAAGCAGCUACGAAGAGGACACUGUCGAAAUCCAGGCAACGUCUCCCAGGAGAGCGCCAACCCCGGGACAUACACAAAUCAGAAACAAGCAUGCUUCAAUGGAGAGCGUUGGAUCUUACUCUUACCGAGAAGAGACAGAAAACGGAGCCUUGACAGAGCAAUACUGCGUUGUCAGGCAGAGCAGCACCAGGCCAAUACCCAAACCAAGAAGGCUCAGCUCGAUGGACGCUAACAGCAUGAACAACGCAUCAUAUAAAUCGGCUGAAAUCAUGCAUAUGGAAUCCAGCGGGGAGGAGAUCACUGAGACGGUCUUGCAUAUUUAUGAACAGCAAACUUGCCAGGAUAAUUACAACGCAAACGUGGGUUCAUUUUAUCGACCCGCUACUUCAGAAACAAGACACCUUCACAGAAAUGACGUCUUUGAACACGAGUCCUGGGAACCCUCAACAGCCUCUGAAUCUAUUAACAUCUGGAAUGCUGGGAACAAGCUAGCAACAUCACAUUUCCCUUCUGCUAAGCAUGGCAGAGUAAAAGCGACACAGGCAGCCAAGUCCGCCAAAGGCAAAGAAAAACAACCUCGGCCUAAGACCAGAAGGAGCCCCAAAGUAAGAAACAAAAGUAUGAGACGUCUUCUGUCGCCUGGUAAAAGGCAGAGAGAAAACGGAUCGGGAGAUAUGAAGAAACGCAAGAAAGCUACACCAUUCUCGAACAAAGGGUUCAUCAGGAAGAUUUACGGGAAUAAAUUAAUACCAGCAAAAAGCCCAGUAAAGCUCAAAAGGAGAAUGACAAAAAAUCUGGCGCGGAACGGUGGGGCAAAGAACUCAAAGCAAUCAGAUAAAACGCACCCAAAAACACUCCAGAACCCAAAUUUAAGUGAGGCACGGAGAGUGCUGACCCGACAGACGUCGGUACAUCGAGAUGAGCAUCGUGAUGUGAGCGAGCUAAUAUCCCCGCCUGCUUUUGACUUCUGCAGCUCAGUUGCAAAUGAAUAUGUUCAGAAGUGGCUGGAGAAAGUGCCUAUUAAACAACAUACUGACUGCCUGAGAAAGACCAACGGGACAGAAAAUCGGGGACUUGUUCCUGCUGCUGUGCUGCAGAAUGUCAGAGAAUUAACAACACAAACAUUGCCUGAGGAUUUACGGGUAACUUCUGUCAGAGAUCGAAUCCAGUCCUUGGAGAACAACAUGGUUCCAUCAAAUCAUCAGACAAAUGGCGAAGGAAUAAAAGCUCAGCCUAAAACCGACAAGAAAAUGCCACCUGUCAGCGCACCCAAAACUCAUGACGGACUUCAAGAGAAUUCUGAUGUUCUUUCAUCAAAUUUCUUUCUACCGCCUUCACCCAAAGAGAAAAGGCCGGAAGCAUCAGAUCAAGAAUAUCACAUGGCCUGCAGCCCAAAGUGCGUGCAGCCAGAACUGAGAAGUCAAACGUCGGAUAAUCGCCCGCCAUCUGCCCAGGCUUUACUGCAUGCCCAGCACGUCAUGAAAAUCACUCAACUGCUGGAGGCUGAGGUUUCAAAGGAGCUGGAAACAUUAUCAAGAUCUACGUCUAUCAAAAGGGCACCUUUGGUCAGUAAUGUGUCUCUGGAAAGGAAAAUGUCCCUCAGAAAGUCGAGUAUGGAAAAAUUUACCAUAUGUAACAAUGAAGAGCAACAGCAAUCACUCUUGGAUAUUAAGAGCAACUCUUCCGUGUCUUCAAAUAGUCUUCACUCAGAAGAGAGGCUGUCCUCAUUCAGUGUGCCAUCGGAUGAGGUUCCAAAUAAUAUGCCACUGCCCAGGCCAAAAAUCAGGGACAGUUCAAAAUCAAAAUCCAAAAAUGCCACUCCUGAGCUUUCCAAAAGGUCCCAAUCAUUACAGUGCCAUGCAAAUGUCAGCCCCAUGCCAAACAAAAGGCAGACGCAGUCAAGAUCCGAACAAUGGAAACAGACCGCACCUUCCAAAUCGUUGGACCUGGCAUCGCCUCCACUCAGACCCAAGUCCAAAAGAAGGAUGCUGUCCAGAAAUUUGUCGGCAGAUUCAGGUGUAAGAAAAACACCAUCUUUGAGAAAGCAGCUAAACUCUCUCCAGGCCAUAAAACCGUCAGCCUGUACUUUUGUAAGUGCUAAAGAGACCGAUGAGCUCCAAAAGCAAGACCAAGUGAAAUCCACAACUGACACAAAAGUAAAAGCACAGCUGCCAAACAGUGUCGACCGGCCAAACAUGGGACCCGUCCUUGAGAGCGUUUGCUUCUCUAUCAGGUCUAUACGGCUUAUCGCCCAAAGCCAAUCGUGCUUGGAAAAGUCCAACAGUGGGCGAGACUUCUCCUGUCACGUGGCCACCACGUUUGGCUCCUCAUCCAAAGUUUUCCUGACGUUCUUGUCCAUCAUGGCCCUGAAAGACAGCAUUGCCAACCUCUAUUUGGACCAGGUGAAGGUGAAUGAUGUGAGCUCUGCUGAGGCAUUGAGAAUGAUCGACUCCCUGAGGGAAAUCACUAGCGUGGAGGACAGCCACCGGUUAGAAGAAAGUCUGUCGGCUUUAUGGAAGUCGGCUUCGAGACACAUCCUGGACAGCUGGUGGGACUUCCAGUUGCUCGUUGACACAUAUCCAGAGGAACGGGCCAUUGAUGACCUAAUUGAAGGGUUUGACAUACCCCAGAUCCUUAAAGAAGAACUUGUGUCUCUCUCAGCUGGUUCCGUCAGCGCGAGUCAAGAGAAGCCGAAGGCUAAUUCUGAGGGCUGCAGUUCCGGGACUGAGGAACGUAAUGAUGAGUUGACAUAUAAUGUUGAAGAACAGCAGAAAUUGAACCCGGACCACGCAUCACAUGCUGCUGUGGAACGAUGCCCGGAAGAGAAAUAUGAGGACAAGACACACGGCGAUGACUGUUAUGUGGAACUGAAUCCCAGCAGGAAGGCAAGUUCAGAAAAAGAGCUCCCAGAAACCGAAGGCAUAAUGCAGAAUCUGGAUGAAGCUCAAUCAGAGGUUGAGGACAAAGGAUUGAAGGUUAUUGUAGAGAAAAGGCAAUCUGGACGGGACAAAGAGAAUGAGGAAGAACUCAGAAAUGAGACAUGGAAUAUACCGGACCACAAAAGACAAAUUUGUGACCGCGAUCCAGAGAGAUACCAUCCACAGGAUCCAGCCGAUGAUGAGAGCGGCAACAACCUGAGUGGUUGUGACAACCAAGCAGAGUCGUCGGCGCUCGAAUACCACCAAAUCCAAAGCUCGGAUGAGGAAGAGUUGAGCUUCUCUGAGAAAACGUCAGGCUCAGAGGAGGAAUGUGGCUCUUUAGCGGAAUACCAAGCCCCUGUGACGGACACAAAAUGUGACAAAGUGGAAGUUGCCAAAGACCUGUCUGACGAAGAGACUUCCAAGCCUGUCGCGGUCAGGGUGAGUCUUCUGGAGAAGCAGGCUGCUGAUGCGCAGAAGACACGGAACAACAAAGAACACAACAAAAAAGUCUCGCUUUUAUCCGAAGAGUCCAUUGAAAGAUUUCAGCAGUGCAGCCAAUUCGCCCCGCCGUCAUCACUAUCCUUCAGCUACGACUCCAGCGGUGUGGCAACCCUGGAGCCUGAAGGCAACAGGGUCAAGUUCAUAAGGGAAAUGUUCCUGGCAAAAAGUUUCACAGAUAAUAGAAAGCAGAGCCUGCCCUCUGAGAUGUCAGAAAGUGGCGGCUAUGAGACACGAACGUCGAGUGAGCAGUCAAGCAGUGAAGAAGAUCCGGCACGGAAGUCCAUCACCAAAGGCUUCGUGAGGAGAACAAUCGAAAGGCUUUACGGGAAGACCACUGCUGUCGAGAGACCCCCAUCGGCCCCCAGAACCAAAAAGAAGCACUCCAACAUUUUCCUGCCUUUUCAUACAGCAAGAUGCAAAGCGGCGUCUGAGUUGUCUUACUUCAACUCUACAGAUGCUUUGGACACCUUGACCGAGGCCACCCGCUGCAUCGCAUUCAACGCACAAGUCGGACCUGGUGACAGCGUUGCCAUCGACGACGGACGAUGGCUCAUCAGGGAGAACACACUCAUCCGGAAAUCUGUUUCCGACCCGACCGGAAUCAACACGAACCUGGUCAACUCCGCCCAUGAUGAAGACGGCUGCGGGGACACGCAAGAGGACACUCCCUACUCCCUUUUUAGCAUCACGUCCGAGCCAGAAGACCACAAAAAAUCCAAAAGGUGCACCUAUUUCUCUUUGCCGCACACCAGCGACUCGGAGGUGUGUCACGAUGAACCGAGCGCCCAGGAGUCAAAACCGGAGAGCGUUGCUAAAAUGAGGCCCGAGAGAAAUGGCUCUGCUGUCGGGAUGCAGGACAACAAAGUGCACCCGUUGGUGGAGCCCCCGGCAGACGGUGAGGGAGUAGUCGUGGAACAGCCCAAGAAAGGACACGGAGUGGUCACCCGAAGCCUCCAGGAGCCAGACGUGUUGGAUCUGUUAUACAACUUUUGCGGUGAAAACUGUCCCAUCUUGUGAAGGACUGACUCAUGAAUAUCAUCUUUGGUGCCUAUGUUUUUUUUUUUGUUUUUUUUUUUAAUGUUCCCAUAGCCUUGGGCAUAUAUUGUUGACUGCGAGCAGACUGCAUUAUUUUAUUUUCCAUUUUAAAUGUCUUCCUGUUGACACAAAGGCAUUUAGUUCCCCUAAAGUACCAAAUGUUUAUCGCCUCAAAACCAAGGCAUCCAACCGACAUUUCUUUUUCUCGUGCUGUUACACCACCAAUGUCAACAUUCAGCACUUCCAGUGCAUCGAGUGUAAAUAUAGAUGGCCGUUUUUGUUUUGUUUCUGUUCACGGUUUUUACCCGUCAUCAGGACAGAAGCUCUGGGAUUAAUUAGUGUAAUCUGCUUUUAAAGCUCUUAAGAGAGAGACCAAGUCCCAGCAGCUGUCAGAUGUCAGGGCAGGAGGUGCAGCUAUGAUGUGACCUAACGUUCGGUCACAAUGUACAGUAUGUUUUUCCUACGUCAUAGUUUGUAAAGCGGGGGUAUACGCACACACACCGAUUUUGAACAUCCUCACAGAUUUGUCUUUUUUUUUAAAUAUGAGAGACCACAAAACAUGACAAACAAAAUCACCAAGUGUAUACUUACUGAU